AGCACCGGAAUUUUCGAUCAAAACAGUGACGUGUCUUCUUGUUCCAUUUAAAUUUUCUAUUUUCCACUAUCAUUACGGACAAAAUAAAUCGCAAAUAUUUAUUUGCAUGUACAUUUAAAUGUGUGAUAAAUUAAAUAAACACACUGCUACAUGACAUAUAAAUAACACGUAUAAAUAUAUAUACUUCUAUGCUGAUUGUAACCUAACCUUAAAAGUCAAUAUGUCACAAAUGUCAAAAAUGACAAUUAUUAAUGAAAAUUUUUUCAAAUCUCGUUAAAUUAUAUAAUACAAUUGCAAAAAAAAAAUGUGAUACAUGAUAAAUUCUCCCUAGUGAUAUAGUUAUUCGAAAAAAAAUGGGUCCAAAUCCAGAAGAGAAAAUGACAGAGGAAUCAAUUUUGUACGAACUUUUAGAAUAUUUCGUUAAAAAACAAGAACCAGAAGUAAUUAAAUGUAAAAACGAUGGGGUUAUUUUGCCAACAGGAACAAUAAAAAAUGCUCUACGAUAUUUAAAUAAUAGAUAUUCUUUGCCAGAAAGUAUAUCACAACAAAUUAGUUUCACUCUAUCUUGGAAAUUUGCUAUUGGCGAUAAUGGAAGAAUUUUAGCAAUUUUACAAGAAACUAUAAUAGAAAUAAGAAAAUUAAAGGAUGAAUAUUUAUCAGUCACUGGAAAAAUAUCCGUGCCAAAAGAUGCAUUUCCUCAAUGGCGAAAAAUUACUUGGAGUCCCGAUGGACAAUUUUUAGUUUUAGCCUCAAGCAAUGGUCAUUUAUCAUUUUACAAUUCAAUGGGGAACAAUAUUUUUAAUAUUAAUCCAAAAACAGAUUCGUCAAGUCCUGAUAUUUUAGAAGCGGGCGAUUCAAUAGCUUCGACAAUAUUUAAAAAACCAAGAAUUCAAAGUGAUAUUUGGGAAUAUGAAUUUAUCAGUAUCUCCUAUAGUGGUCUCUUAAAAUCAUAUUAUAUAUCCUCGUCAAAUAAUUUUGAAGCUAAUCAUGAAUUUUCAUUUGGAAAUUUUUAUAGAAAUGGCCUCAAUGCAGUUGUUUAUAGCGAAAAAUAUGAUCUUUUAUUUGUCGCUGGUAAUACGAUUAAUCGCAAUUUAACAUGUACAGCUUUAGAAGUUGGAUUAUCGUCCUGGCGUUUUUUAAAUGAUCAUCCUUACUAUAAAUUAUCGUUUUCUUUUGAAGAACAAACACUUAUAAAACCUGCAUUUUCAAUUUGGAAUUAUAUGCCUUCAAUUAGAAAUCAAGCACAAUCGAUAAUAUUUAAGUUAAGUAUUUCUCCUACUAGUCAACAUUUGGCAUGUCUACACACUGAUGGUUGUAUUACACUUUGGAAUUUGCCUACUCUCAAACUUGAAAAUAUGUGGAAACUAAAUGAACAGCCGGAAUAUAAUUUAACAAAUCCUUUAGAUACGAUUAAAUUCAAGAAAUUUCCCCCUGGUCUUUCAGAAUUUCAUCCAAUGGAUUUAGGCUGGUGGUCAAAUCAGACUAUUAUCGUCGCAAGAUAUUCAGGUUCAGUUUCUGUUUGUUCAAUAAAAAAUUUGAAAAAUCUCUUGGGAACGAGUCCUGAAUUUUUGUAUGGACAACCACAAAUUUCCGAAUUAAACGCUGGUCGUGGAUUUUUGUGCUUAGACUGUGAAGUAUUUAUAACGAGCACAAAAAGAAGUCGUGAAUCGUCAAUUGGUGGACAAUCAGACGUAUCGUCGGAUAGUGAAAAGGAUGACUACGAAUCAGAGUCGAAUACAAUUUUAAAUUACACAACUCGUUUAGUUCAAAAUACACUCUAUUCAAUGACUGACAUUGAGAAAUUUCAGCCAAAAAGAAAAAAAUCGAAAAUCUUUCACAAAACUUAUAGAAUUUUGGGAAUUAAAAGUACAACACCCGAGGAAUUAUAUUCGAGAAAAAUUGAAAAUGAGGAUUAUGAAGAAGCAUUGUCUCUAGCGAAAACUUACAAUUUGGAUACAGAUCUUGUUUAUCAAACUCAAUGGAGAAAAUCAGAAUUUUCUCUAAAAGCAAUUGCAGAUCAUUUAGCGAAAGUUAGCAAGAGAUCGUGGGUUUUAAAUGAAUGUAAAACACGAGUUCCAGAUAAUAUUGAAGCCGCCAGGGAAUUACUUAAAUUUGGUUUACGAGGUGCAAAUUUAGGGACUUUAAUCGCUAUCAACGAUGACGAUGAUGAUGGAAAAUUCAAAUCUAUUGAAACUGAUGAGGACGAUAUCAAUUUUGAUGAUAGUCAUUCUUUAGAACAGGUUCAAAAAAUAAACAAAUAUUUAGAGCAAGUGGAUAUUGAAAAUUUUUCGGAAUCUCAAAAAGAACUCAUAAGUAUUCGAAAAAAGCUUUUGGAUCUUUUAGAUAAAUUAACGACCUAUGAACAUAUUCUUGAUUCACAUCAGGAAUAUGAUAAAGAGUUCUAUGAAGAAUUUCGUCAACUUUCACCUUUAGAAAAUGCAAUUGGAUUCGCUAAGGAAUGUAAUUGUAAAGGAGUUGAAGUUAUGUUUACUUAUUAUGGAUCACAAUUAACGCCCCAUUGGCUUGCAAUUUUGAGUUUUUUCCCUGAAACUUUUAGUCCAUUCUCAUAUGAAAAUUUGCUACCAAAAUGUGAUCAAGAAGGCAAAUUAUUUUUACUCUUUCAAAGAAAAUUACGCGAAAUGGAUUGGGUCGAGAGAAGCGAAUUUUCUCAUCUAUUGAAAAUCGAUAACGAUUACGAGACAUCUAUUAUUUAUGAAUUAUAUCCAUCAUUGAUUCCCUACAAAAAUACGGACUUAAGUUCGGGAUUGUUAGAAAAAUGGUACAAAUGGCGAGCUUGUGAAAUUGAAAGAGAAUGUGGAAUAGUUGAUUAUGCUUUGGGAUUAAUAAACAUUGGCAAAGAUAGAAAUAUCUCUGGUUUGGAAAAUUUACUAUUUGAAUUAGAAACAUUAGAUGAUCUCGUUUAUAAAGUACGACUCGAAUUUUUAUCACUAUCUGAAGUAAAAAAAUUGACUGACUUAGAGAAAGUCAAAUUGUUAAUGAGCAAAUCGUCCGAAACAAAUUUUGUUGCUGAUCUCAAGGACAAAGUUUUGCCAUUUAUCAAAAGAAAAGAAAAAUAUUUGAAAAAGCAGAGCAACUCGGAAACAAAUCUUCUUCGUAAUUAUAUGAUCCACAUUAGUAAAGGCGAUUUAAGUUGGCCAGUUACAUUUUUUCAAUACUUGAAAACAACACACGAUUCAGAAAUAAUGGAAAUUAUAAACGAUAUUGUAACUUUAGCUAUUGAAUGCAUUUAUGCUUGCACCAAUAACGAUAUGUAUGAGAAUGCUAAAAAAAUUCACGAAGCUAUUGCAAAACAAGAAUCAGAAGAAUCAGUGAAUUACGAAUUACAGGAAGAAUUGGAAAGAGAAUUAAUAUGUGUAAAAAUUUUAAAUUCAUACGGUGUCAGUGUUCCAUUUAGUUUUAUUAAUGAAAAUAAAGAAAAUCUAGAAGCCAUUAAAUCACUUCUGAUAAAAAUGUCUGAAGGUUUGAAAAAUCGUAUUCCACCGCCUAUCGAAAAAGCUUGGGCUCAUCUUCUAAAUGAUAUGCUCGAGAUGCAGGGAUUAAUUUUCAAAACUUUAGAUGUGGAAGUGUGUUUUGAAAUUUGUCUAUCAGCUCGAUUACGAUCGGGAGUUAAGGCAACAAUUCAAAAUUGUGGUACUCUGAUGGAAGUGAAGAAAAAUGAACAAUCACUAUUAAAAGUUUCUUAUGAGAGGGCAGUAGACUUAAUAUUGAAUGCGAGUAUUGAAUAUUUUAAUAGUGCAAAAAGUCUACACGACACGAAUAUGGAACUGUCAAAAGCUUGUUUACAUCUCAUUACAGAUGAUAAUCCACGAAUCAAAGAAGAAUAUAAUCUUAUUGAUUCGUUAAAAAUCUUGGACGAAUUCAAUACAAAUAUUCUUCCUCUUCAAGUAAGACUUACAAACGAUAAGAUAAAAUUAAUUGAAACAUGUCUAAGGAGUUGGGACACUGCUUAUAAAAAUCGCCAAAAAUUACUAAAUCUCGGGAAAUAUUUGCAUAUUCAUCGAAAUGAUGAAAAAUUAAGAGAAGGAAGAAUUUAUGAAUUAAUUGCACGAAAGGCUCUAGAGGUAAAUGACUACAGUGCAUGUGCUUUCUCAGUGGAAAAAAUGAUAGAUGCCAAUUAUGAACCUGCUUGGAAAAUAGCAAUGAAUUUAGGGAAUAGCGAUAAUUUUGAGGAUCUAAAAUUUAGACGACGAUGUUUAUCUUUCACGUUAAUUCAUGGAACGCCCGAUAUUUUGGAGGACACAAUGAAAUAUUUAAAUUUAUUAGAAAUACAAAUUUUGAAUAAAACCAUACAAGAUUUAAUGCCUGGUGACAAUGAGGAUUGGGAAAACGAUGUUAAAAGUGAUGAUGAAUUCACGGAUGCUGUGACAACACCACAAGUGGAGAACAAGGAAUUUAUUCCAAAUAUUUUGGGAACAUCAACGGAAUUGGUGAUAAAUUCGGCAAAUUUAGUAAAAGAAUCCACUUUUGGAAUAUUAAGGAAUGCAGGGAAUAAAGAUUUUUGGAAGACAGCACUUAGUUUUAAUUUGUCACGAGAAAUUGAAAAUAUUGUUCCUAAUGAUGAAGUGGAGGAAAUUAUUUCUGACAAUGUACAAAGUUUUCCUUGUUUUUAUCAAUCUCUACAUAAAAAUUCCAAAUUAAGUAAAUUUGACACAAAAUAUACAAAAUAUUCAAAUGAAAAUGAAUUUAAUCCCCGAUUAAAAUUGUGUCAAACUUUAUUGAGGGUUUCUUUACUGAGCGAAACAGCCUGUUAUGGUUUGGAAGUCAGUGACGUUAAUCAUCUGUAUCUUGAAUCUGCGGAAAAAGUAAUAAGUGAAGAUUGUUUAUUGGGUUUAGGAUAUUUAAUGAAUAUGAGUGAGAAUUCAAUGAAGGAAAUUGAUGAAAUGUUUGACAAUUUACCAAAUACAGAUUUAAACAAUCAGCUUGCGCUCUAUUUUUUCGCUUUACAACUUUUUAAAAAAAUACAUCCAGAAGAUAAAAAUAUUUUCUUAUACGAUCCACUUGAUUUAAUUUGUUCAAUGACAAAAGUCACAAAAUUUGAAAAUCAUCAAGAAUUAAUAUCGAUACUGCAAAAACGUAUUAAUUUAUAUAAAACAAAAAGUGAAAUCACAAAUCAUUCUCAACAAAUCGACUUAAAAAAAAGAAAUUCCAUUUCCGAUAAUAAAACAUCAGAGAUGGAGCAACAAGAUUUUAAUAAAAAAAAUUCAAUCUUAGAGAAGAAAAAUUCAAAAGAAUUUCAAUUUGAUGAAAAAAAUUCUUCAUCACUAUCUGAUAAAAAAGAUUCAAAGGAAACUAUUGAAAAUAUUCAAUCUGAUGAUCAAACCGAUAUUUGUACUGAAGAUUCAAAAACAUUUAGUCAAAAUUUAACAUAUAAUGUCGAUGACGAAGGUGAUGGAUGGGACGAAUGGGAAAAUGAUGAUUGGGGAGAUUUUCCUGACAUUAAAGAAACCAAAGAUAAUACAAUGGAUGAAAUUCCAAGUUUGCGAAGUGAUACAAUGACAAGUUUAUGUGAAAAUGCAACCGAGGAAGAGCGUUACGAAGUUUUUGAAAAAUUAUUAAAUGAAAUUGAGAAUAAAAGUCAAUAUAUUGAAGUUAAAGAAACAUUAAAACAGUGGCCAGAUUUCAUUGAUCUUGAAAAUAUUUCAGCAGAGAGAAAUCCUAUACUGAGAUUAUUAAAAAAAGUAAUUGAAUUAAUUGAUAAAAAUAAUAUAGAUUGUGAAAUAUUUCAGGAAAUUAAGGAACUCCUAACGGACCAAGAAAUAUCGAAAGACAUACUUAUAACAUUUUUGGACAAUGAAAAAGAAUCAUUAACACUUGAGCAACAAAUUUACAUAAAAUUAUGUUGUACAGAACAAUCUCUUCACGCAGAAACAGUCAAUUUUAUUAAGGAAAACUAUAAGACACUGAAAUUGAUAAAUCCAAUUUUAGAAGAAUUGUUUUUCAAAAAUUUAACUGCGUCAUUCAGUCCGUCACACGAGCUUUAUUAUCAAAUUUUGGAAGAAGUAUUUCUAAAUCGAACCAUACCAGAAAUAGAAAAUAAUAUCAAACUGCUAAUUGACAGGUUAGUGGAGCAAAAAAAUAUUCCACACGCAAUAGCUUUGUUAAAUCAAUUAGAAGGAAUACCGUCAUCAUUAAGCACAUUUGAUACAUGCCUUCAUUUGUUAACAAAAAAAUAAUUUUAUAUAUUUAAUUUCAAUUUAUAAUAGCAUUAAGUAUACCUAUUGUAAAAAAAAGUGGAAUUUUCUCCAACUUUAUCCCGCCAAAUUUUUUUUUUUUUCCAUUAAAAAAGUAAAAUUCUAUUAUAUUUUAAUGUUUAUCGAUUUUUCUUCCAAUAGAAGGUGAAAAAUCUUGUCGUUCUAAUAUUUAUUAAAAAGAAUUGGUGGUAAUUGUGAAAAAGCCAUAAUUCCUCGACAAUAUAUUGUGCAAAAAUAUCGCCAAUAUACAUACAUGUACAUUUUGAGGUUGUGUAUUAUUUGUAUAAAAAUAAACUUUGUUAUAAUUUUA
This is a messenger RNA of Leptopilina boulardi, 6522 nucleotides long. Its product is annotated as NBAS subunit of NRZ tethering complex-like. Gene Ontology annotation, biological process: retrograde vesicle-mediated transport, Golgi to endoplasmic reticulum. Gene Ontology annotation, cellular component: Dsl1/NZR complex; endoplasmic reticulum membrane. Lineage: Eukaryota; Metazoa; Arthropoda; Insecta; Hymenoptera; Figitidae. The record is from RefSeq and is a predicted model, not a curated record. The transcript is spliced from 18 exons. Gene Ontology annotation, molecular function: SNARE binding. Bases 354 to 6194 code for a protein of 1946 amino acids.